AUGGCGACCACGGAUGGAAUAGGAUUUAAAGCCGUAAUUAUCUUGAUUUUUCCGCAAGGAGCGCUGUGCCGUAUAGAUUGUCCAACGGACUCGUUCCGUUGUCUCGACGUCCCCGUCGUCCUGAGUGGUGGACGCUUUGACCGUGGAGGAGGCGGUGGAGAUGGUCGUGGCUGCGUGAUGGCGACUGGAAAUGCAACAGCUGUAAUAACACCAGCUUUGCCUGGCGCAACGAAUGCAAUAGAUGCAAGACUUCCAAGGGCGCCGACGAGGGUGGCGAGCGGUGGUGGCGGCGGAGGCUACGACCCCGGAAAUGAUCGCGGAUCCGGCGGCGGUGGAUAUCAGAACAGAGAUCGCGGCGGCAGCUCGCAAGGAGGCAGUGGCGAUGGCGGCUACUCGCGAUUCAAUGACAAUGGCGGAGGACGGGGUGGCCGAGAAGAAGGUGGUGGCGGCGGGGGCAACCGCCGUGAUGGUGGUGGACCCAUAAGGAACGAUGGCGGCAUGCGUUCAAUUUACAUGACGGCCUUGUUGGAGAUUUUCGUGAAGGGGAAGGCGAAGAAUGUGGCUGUGGAAGUGGCGUUCCCAGUCACAUCGGAGGAAGACCUGGUGGCCUUAGAUCAGAACAUAAGCUCAGGGUCCCAAGAACGCUACAAAGCAUAA
Molecule: messenger RNA, 657 nt
Organism: Drosophila yakuba
Lineage: Eukaryota; Metazoa; Arthropoda; Insecta; Diptera; Drosophilidae
Product: RNA-binding protein cabeza-like
Exons: 4
Coding region: 1-657 (218 amino acids)
Source: RefSeq, a predicted model, not a curated record